Molecule: messenger RNA, 2151 nt
Organism: Microdochium trichocladiopsis
Lineage: Eukaryota; Fungi; Ascomycota; Sordariomycetes; Xylariales; Microdochiaceae
Exons: 2
Coding region: 1-2151 (716 amino acids)
Source: RefSeq, a predicted model, not a curated record
AUGGACCCCCGAAAAUGGCGCGCAUUGCUACUAGAGGCGUGCGGAGCGUCAAGACGCGAAGAGAACUUGCGGUUCGAAGUCUUCGGGACAGGACAUCGAUUCUUCAACGGCAAAACAGAUUCUGGGUCCCCAAACCCCCCCGAGAAAAGACUACAGAGAACAGACAACAACCGGUGGUUUUCCGAAGUCGUCAAGAUACAUCAGUCGCAACGCAAUGCCGACGCUACAGCGAGCGAAGUCGGAAGUGCCAUUGACAACCUCUCCAUGCCAGGUUUGUCAGACGGAUCCAGCUCUCGGUUCAGCGCUGGAACACUUUCGGAAGGUGGUAAUGCUAUCAAGUGGACAGCGCCAACCGGAAUGAUCGACAACACAGCACUCGCAUUCUGCGGUUAUCGGCCUCCUAUUAUGACAGACCAUGAUCUACUCCUUGGGGACUUGAAACGGGUUUUCGACAAGCCAUGCCACGUUGGGCCGGACGGGAGCAUGGAGUUGCCUCUGGGCGAGGCAGAUUUUCCCCCUGGUGCUCCCUACGACCAGAAAGGGCGGGUGACAGUUCCGAACCCGCAGGACGGAUGCGACGAUGAUCCAGUGGCAGCAAGUAGGGGCGUUAGCGAAGGAGAGACCCAGUCUGCUCGCUCCUUAGACCUGACCUCUGAUCAUCCGCCCGGGCAGGCGCACUGGGAUAGAACCAGGUCUUCGUCAUCGAGCCAUCUGCCGUCGAGAGGAGAAAUGUCGACUCCACCGAACGAUUCAGCCUCUUCGUCUGAUUACGAAUGGUCUACAGAUGCACACGACUCGAUUGGGGGAGACCUCUGGAUGAGUCCCGUAGCAAUACGCCCAUACGAGUAUCAGACCUAUCUGCAACAUUUUGAAGCAGUAAUGGAGACUGCACUAGAACGGUUUGCACUAUGGAUCUGCCACAGGCAGCGAGUCAACAUGGUGAACGACAAGACAACUACCGGACAAAGCAAACCAGGGUCCAGCCAGAAUGCGACGGGCAUAUCGCAAAUAUUCCCCCAGAAGCGACCAAGAAGAAUUUCUGGAACUGGCAACGACGACGACUCCGCUGACGACGAGGAAAGAGAUGACUCCCGAGGAAAGAAAAAGGUCAAGACAGGGGAAGUUGAUGAGACAGCCCGUAACUUCGCUUGUCCAUUCUACAGAAUGGAUUACACUAAGCACCACAAAUGUCUCUCUCUCACACUUCGACGAAUCAGAGACGUCAAACAGCAUCUUGUGCGCAGGCACUUGCAACCUCUCUUCUGCUUCACCUGUGGUCAAGCAUUCGCAACACAGGAUUUGCAAGCAGCACAUAUUGUGGAGCGAACUUGCAAUCGUCCCUCAAAUUUCAGACCUCCCGAAGGCGUCACCAAGGACCAGAGGGACCAACUUUCGUCCAAGGUCAAGACAAGCAUUUCGGCCUCCGAGCAGUGGUUCUCUGUUUGGGACAUCAUCUUCCCCACAAAACCACGACCAGCUUCGCCCUAUAUAAACGAAGCGUUUGUUGAGCCAAUCGCGGAAUUCCGACGCUUCUGGGACAAGCGUGGCCAGAGCAUUAUUCAGGAAAGAAUGUCCGAGGAAGAAGGGAGGAUGCGAGUAUUUGCCUUCAACUACGGCCGCGAAUUGAUGACGAUGUUCACUGAGCAACUCAGUGCACGAGAAGGUUCACUUGCUGAGCACGGAUGCGCUCCGGCAGGAGAUGCUACAUCUUCCCACUACGCACAGGAUGCGGUUCCCUCGCUGCCAGAUCUCACCUCUGAGCCAAGCGCUGAAUCAGCCAACGAAACAAUCGCCACGUCGCGCUACCAGGGCUCAGGAUCUGCUCCAAGAGGCCCUAGAGAGCAAUACUUGUACCAAGAUGGACUUGGUGAGGUCGUUGUUCAAGACCCUGCAGCUUCUUCAUCAUCUGGAAUAGAGUUGAAGCCGACGACGACCUCCGCGAUGUGUCCACCACAACAGCCGCUUAGUCACACUGAUGACACUGGGGUUUCUGACCUGCUACCAGGUCAUGCUGAUGAAAUGGUGCAGCUUUGGGCUCGCCUUGAAGAAGGUCGCGAGUUCAAUAUGGCUAUGACAGCGCUUGAUACAAUGCUCCUCGAGGCCCUGGUAGAUCACGAGCCUAGCACAAUAGCCGACCCUUACGACAGAUGA